Messenger RNA from Seminavis robusta, 654 nucleotides. The record is from the annotation of a GenBank genome assembly. NCBI's taxonomy places the organism in Eukaryota, Bacillariophyta, Bacillariophyceae, Naviculales, Naviculaceae.
AUGAAGAUUUCAAAGGCCAUUGCAAAACAAGUGAAGGGAGCUAAGGACAAAAUGUUGUCCCUGCCCCCCAAGAAGAGGGACAUGGCAUCCGAAGCAGAUGGAAAAAGAAUAUGUAAUACCUGUGUAGAAGAAUCUAGUGUUGGCUCGUCAGACGAGCCCAUUGUUUUUGACCCUACUAGUACGGGUAUUACUAAUCCUCAGAUUGCCACGUUCGGGGAUUUCCUUGCUUGCAUAAACAAUCAUGACCUCAGAGGUGCCACACUGUUGUUGACUGAUGAUGCGGCUUUUGUGUUCCGUGCUUUGGAUGGCAGCUUUGUGCAUGAAAUGGCCUGGGAAGACUUUGCAGAGGAAUCCAAGAAACUCUCCGACUCAUUCCCCGACUUCUCAAUCAAGCACAAGUCAGUCAGCCAGGGCAAGGACGGUGUCCUAAAAAUCCAUCAUGCUAUUGCCAGUGGUACUCAUUCAGGGGCCCCUUAUGGUGUUGGUCCAUUCCCUCCCAUUGAAGCUAGCAACACUCGAGUUGUGAAUGACCCUGAAGAUAUGCACAUUACUUUUCACGACGGCAGAAUUCAAAAGAUUGAAUGGUUUGCCAAAGGAGAGAAUGUGGGCCCAGCUGGAUUAUACACUCAGAUUGGAGGGUUUCCGCUUGUUUGA